Molecule: messenger RNA, 1893 nt
Organism: Teleopsis dalmanni
Lineage: Eukaryota; Metazoa; Arthropoda; Insecta; Diptera; Diopsidae
Product: GATA zinc finger domain-containing protein 14-like
Exons: 3
Coding region: 1-1893 (630 amino acids)
Source: RefSeq, a predicted model, not a curated record
AUGAAUGAAACAUGGAUCCAUCACUUCACUCCGGAAUCAAAACGAUUAUCAUCUGAGUGGACUGUAGCCAAUGAACCACAUCCGAAACGUCCAAAGGCACAACAGUCAGCUGGGAAGGUUAUGACUUCAGUAUUUUGGGAUUCACAUGAUGUAUCUCAUUUGUUACACACAAAUGAAGAUCGGCAUUACUUGCCACCAGAACCACCAAAACAUAUACAAACACCUAAAGUUGAAAAUAAAGGAUUAAGUACUGAUGUUUUAAAGCAACAUUCAUAUCAACAUGAAUUAAGUUCCAAGAGUGAUCCAAAACUAACCACUUACUACAAAAAUUCUAAACCAAAAGGAUUAACGGACUUAGAAGCAGCACCCAUCGAUCGUUUACAUACUGCACCAAGUGAAUUAUCGAUUGACACUGAUCGCAGGAACUCUUUCAGACCAGGCAACACUGAUAUUUAUUAUGGCACAAAACGUUUAGUCUAUGCUAAUGCACCACAUUCAGUCUUCCAUACUCAAAUAAAUGUACAAUCACAGGAAAGCGAUUUUAAAGUAGCUAAUAAUCAGGAAUAUGACACCGCAAGUAAUACUCGUUCAUAUGCAGAAGUGCAAGGAGUUGAUAGAAAUGAACAUUCUCAUCCAGACAAAAAGGAACAAAGUUACAAUGAUAAGGAACCAUCCCAUGAUAAAGCUGCACUACGUAUUAACUUUGGAGACAAACAUGAAGAAAAAUCAAAUGACUAUAAUCAUAAAGUACAAGUGCCUACAUAUCAGUCAAAUGAAAAGAAGCAACAAAAAGUAGAUCAUUAUCGUGAGGACAAACAAUAUCAGCAGUACGAUGUAUACCAAGCAAAUGAUUACAAAACACCUAAACAUAAGCAAGACGAAAAACCACAACAACAAUAUGAUUCAUACCAAGGACAAGAUUACGGUAGACAAAGUCACAAAUACGACGAAAAGUCACAUCAACAGUACGAUGCAUAUAAUGAUCGGGAUUACCAACCAAAUUAUCAUCAAAAAGAAGAGAAGCAAUAUCAACACUAUGAUGCAAACCGGGUGCAUGAUCAGCAGGCACAUUAUAAUGAUCACGAUGAAAAACAACAGCAACAUCAUGAUGUGUACCAAAAACAUGAUAAGAAACAAUAUAACGACGAUCACACAAAAUCAUACCAUGAAUCGAAACAUCGACAAAAUGAAGACACACCACAUCAUCAUCACUCAAACAGUGAUCAUAAGACAAAUAAUAAAAAGCAGGAUCACCAUCGCGCUCACAAUCAUAAAUCCAAUCAUGGUGAACAAUAUAGCGUACCCAAUUUUUUCAACGAUGAACCUGAGCAACAAAAUAGAAAAAUAAAUUAUCAAGGUGCAAAUAUAAUAACCAAUAAUAGAGCAUUACAAUCCCUUGAGCCUACAUUUGGCGGUUUGCCUAAUAAUUUCGAAGGAAAUGGUCAGGGUAGAAACGUUAUUGAAGAUGCUCUAUUUGGUGCAGGCACUACUAUACAGAACUAUAAAACGAAGACCGCCAGUACUGAUGUAGUAGAUCAAAAGAAAUGUGGCGACCCACACGUUUUUCUUCGAGUGGAUCGUGCUCGAGCUCCACUUGAGCAGCCUUACGAAGGUCCAUUUGAGGUGCUGAGUCGUAGUGAGAAGACGUCUGUUAUUGUUUGCCGUGGGAGAGAGGUGACUGUUUCGAAGGAUAGGUUGAAGGCGGCGUACUUAACGUGUGAUGAUCUUGAACAGGUUGUUCCAGAAACGCGUCAGCCUUCAGCGCUGUUGAAUGGUGAUCAGUUAGUGACUUCUGGUGAUUGUAGGCGUGAAUCCCUGUUGCCGAUUCCGAAAGUGACACGAGCUGGUAGAGUAGUGCGUUUCCCAGCAAGGUUAGCGGAAUUUCGUGAUUAA